Messenger RNA from Caenorhabditis briggsae, 174 nucleotides. The coding region runs from base 1 to 174 and encodes 57 amino acids. The transcript has 2 exons. The record is from RefSeq and is a predicted model, not a curated record. Lineage: Eukaryota; Metazoa; Nematoda; Chromadorea; Rhabditida; Rhabditidae. Gene Ontology annotation, cellular component: membrane.
AUGGCUCUCACUUGCACCGACAUUCCAAAGUUUCUCUGCGCUCUGCUCCUUCCGCCAAUCGGAGUCUGGAUGGAGAAGGGAUGCACCUACCACUUGGCCAUCAACAUCCUGCUCACCAUUCUCGGAUACAUCCCAGGAAUCAUCCACGCUUGCUACGUCAUCCUCGCCUACUAA